AUGGGUCUCUUCAAGAGCGCCUCCAAGGUGGCCGUGACGGUCGAUCUCCCCGCUAACGCUGCGGCGGAGCACCCGCGCACGUACGCGAUCCUGACGCAGCACGCGGACAAGAAGGGCAACGUGGCCGACGUCGAGGGCCUCAAGCAGGUCGUGCGCGCCCUCAACGGCGACGACGCGGCCAAGAAGAUCCCGGAGAAGGGCACCAUUGCCUUUGCCGACCUUGUAGAGAUGCUCAAGGCUCCCGUCACGGAGCAGGAGGGCAACUGCGUCGCGUGGGCGUGCCACGACACCACCGGCGUUCUGCAGCCCUUCGGGUUCGACCGCCGCGCCGUGGGCCCGAACGACAUCUCCCUGAAGAUCUGCUUCGCGGGCGUGUGCCACUCCGACAUCCACCAGGCCCGCGGCGAGUGGGGCAACUCGGUCUACCCGAUGGUGCCCGGCCACGAGAUCGCGGGCAUCGUCACGGCCGUGGGCGCCAACGUGAAGAAGUUUGCCGUCGGCGACCGCGCGGGCGUGGGCUGCUUCACGGACUCGUGCUCCAAGUGCGAGAUGUGCAAGACGCACAACGAGCAGCACUGCGCGGAGGGCUGCCUCAUGACGUACAACGCCAAGGACAAGGAGGGCACCCUCCAGCAGGGCGGGUACUCCACGCACAUCGUUGUGGACCAGGACUACGCUCUCAAGAUCCCCGCGGGCCUCCCGCUCGACAAGGCCGCGCCGCUGCUGUGCGCGGGCAUCACCACGUACUCGCCGCUGCGCUCGUACGGCCUCGACAAGCCCGGCAUGACCGUUGGGGUCGUCGGGUUUGGCGGUCUGGGCCACAUGGCGAUCAAGUACAUUCGCGCGAUGGGCGGCACGCCGGUCAUCAUCUCGCACAGCCCCGGGAAGAAGGAGGACGCGAUCAAGCAGGGCGCGAAGUUCGUGCUGUCGUCGGACGAGGAGCAGAUGAAGGCUGAGGCGGGGACGCUCAACGGGAUCAUCGACACGGUUUCGGCCAACCACGAGGUCACGACGUACUUCCCGCUCCUGAAGCCCUUCGGGAAGUACGUGCUGCUCGGCGUGCCGUCGGCGCCCUACACGCUCCCGGCCGUGCCGAUGCUCUUCCAGCACAUCUCGGUGGGCGGCAGCCUGAUCGGCGGCAUCAAGGAGACGCAGGAGAUGCUGGACUUCUCCGCGAAGCACAACUGCACGUGCGACAUCGAGGUCAUCCCCAUCGACAAGAUCAACGAGGCCUACGAGCGCACCAUCGCCUCGGACGUGCGCUACCGCUUCGUCAUCGACGUGCAGGGCUCGCUCGUGCACCCGCGCGAGUAA
Molecule: messenger RNA, 1314 nt
Organism: Pedinophyceae sp. YPF-701
Lineage: Eukaryota; Viridiplantae; Chlorophyta; Pedinophyceae
Source: the annotation of a GenBank genome assembly